GUUGCUAAAAGGAAAAGUAGAAGAAACAAACUUUCAAGAUGAGCUAUUAUUACCCAAAAUUGAGCAUCAUAACAUGUUCCUUCUUCAUGUUUUUUGCUUCAUUUGUCUCUGCUUUGCCCAAGAUGUUUGAUAUAAUAACAUAUGGUGCAGUACCUAAUGGAGACAUAACCCAAGCUUUUACAAAUGCUUGGAAUGAUGCAUGUGCAUCAAAUGUUAGCAGCAAAGUAAUGGUUCCAAGAGGAACAUUCAAGAUGAAUGGUCUGCGUUUGAAAGGACAUUGCAAGGCCCCUAUUGAAGUUAAAGUUGAUGGAACAAUCCUAGGCCCAAAAAUUCCUAGUGACCUCAAAAAGGAAAGAACCUGGCUUAGCUUUUCAUACAUUAACUCAUUCACUUUAUCAGGUUCUGGAAUUUUUGAUGGUCAAGGUGUUAGUCAUCCCUGGAAAGAAGAUGAUUGUACAAAACAAAAUGAAGCUUGCAAGCCCUAUAAUUUAGCAUUCAAUUUCAUCAACAACUCAAUUAUUCGAGGGGUAACUACAAAGGAUAGCAGAGGCUUUCAUGUGAAUGUAUUGUCAUGCAAUAAUGUAACAAUUGAUGCCUUCACAGUGAGUGCUCCAGCAGAAAGUAUCAACACCGAUGGACUUCACAUCUCAAGGUCUACCAAUGUGAGCGUUAUAAACUCCAAAAUUGAGACAGGAGAUGAUUGUGUCUCACUAGGUGAUGGAGACAGGCAAAUAACAGUGCGAAAUGUGUAUUGUGGACCUGGCCAUGGCAUCAGUGUUGGGAGCCUUGGAGGGGACCCGGAAGAACUUCCUUUGGAUGGCUUCACUGUUAGGAAUUGCACUCUUAAUGGUACAUCUAAUGGUGUUAGGGUUAAGACUUGGGCUGAUAAACCAGGAACUAUGUUAAUCUCCAAUCUUCUUUUUGAGGACAUCACCAUGAUCAAUGUCCAAACUCCAAUCAUCAUAGAUCAAGAGUAUUGUCCAUCGAAAAAAUGCUCCAACAAGAACCCAUCAAAGAUACAGAUAAGCAAUGUGACAUUCAAGAAUAUCAGAGGCACAUCAGAGUUUGAAUAUGCAGUAGUUCUAAAUUGCAGUAAAGAGAAACCAUGUAAGAAUGUGCAGUUUAACAAUGUUGACAUCAAACUAUCCAACGGAUCUCUCCCAUUAGCAACAUGUAUUAAUGUUGACCCUAUAGAAAUUGGAAAGACAGCUCCUUCUUGUAAACCUUAGCACCCUAGAAUCAAGGCCUCCCAUGGCCUCUUUGUCUCCUAGCGUAGGAUAGAAUAUAUGCAUCCCCGAAUUCAGGUGGGUGAUGAGUAUUUGUAGUUCUUAAGAAUAAGUAUUGGAAAAUUGUGCUGUGUUGUAAAGAUUCUUUCCCUACGAUAAUGCAUGCAUGGAAACAUUAUCUCA
This is a messenger RNA of Prosopis cineraria, 1409 nucleotides long. Its product is annotated as polygalacturonase-like. NCBI's taxonomy places the organism in Eukaryota, Viridiplantae, Streptophyta, Magnoliopsida, Fabales, Fabaceae. The record is from RefSeq and is a predicted model, not a curated record. Gene Ontology annotation, molecular function: polygalacturonase activity. Bases 39 to 1229 code for a protein of 396 amino acids. Gene Ontology annotation, biological process: carbohydrate metabolic process. The transcript has 4 exons.